AUGCCCCUGGUAGGGCCUCCCAUGGCAGACAGGUCUCAGGUGACGAGUCAGACAAAGAGCAGUCCAGAAGACACCAUGGACAGCACUAACACAAAAACAGUGACGUCGCCCGGCAUGGCGCAGCCGGGGCCCCACCCUGGAGCCAGGCCUGGGGUCGGGGCCCGUAUGCGAGCGCCUGGUGGCCGGGCCUUAGCCCACGGGGCCCGGCCGGGCUCAGCCCGAAGGGAUGACGUGGGCAGUCCCUCCUGUGGGCCCACCACCUGCAGAGGGGUCCGUGGUGAAGCGGUGCAGAGAGGACUGGGCGGCAGUCGAAGGCGGAGACCUCGGCGACCCAGUCCGCACACACAACAUCUGGCUCUUGGGACGUGGAACGUCACCUCACUGGGGGGGAAGGAGCCCGAGCUCGUGGGGGAGGUUGAGCGAUACCGACUAGAGAUAGUCGGCCUCACCUCCACACACAGCUUGGGCUCUGGAACCCAACUCCUUGAGAGGGGUUGGACGCUCCACUUUUCUGGAGUUUCCCGCGGGGAGAGGCGGCGAGCUGGGGUGGCCAUUCUCAUUGCCCCCCAUCUCAGCCGCCACGUGUUGGAGUUCUCCCCGGUGAAUGAGAGGGUCGCGUCCCUCCGCCUCCGGGUGGGGGACAAGUCUCUCAUUGUUGUGACGGCCUACGGGCCUAACAGCAGUUUAGAGUACCCGGCCUUCUUGGAGUCCUUGGGAGGGGUACUGGACGGUGCACCGCCCGGGGACUCCGUUAUUCUCCUGGGGGACUUCAACGCCCAUGUGGGAAACGCCAGUGACACUUGGAGAGGGGUGAUCGGGAAGAGCGGCCCCCCUGAUCUGAACCCGAGCGGUGCUCAGUUGUUGGACUUCUGUGCCAGUCGCGGUUUGUCCAUCACGAACACCAUGUUCGAGCACAAGGGUGUCCACCAGUGCACGUGGCACCAGGACACCCUAGGCCGGAGGUCGAUGAUCGACUUUGUUGUCGUAUCAUCUGACCUUCGACCGCGUGUCUCGGACACUCGGGUAAAGAGAGGGGCGGAGCUGUCAACCGAUCAUCACCUGGUCGUGAGUUGGAUCCGCUGGCAGGGGAAGAAGCCGGUCAGACCUGGCAGACCCAAGCGUAUAGUGAGGGUCUGCUGGGAACGUCUCGCUGAGCCCCCUGUCAGACGGACUUUCAACUCACACCUCCGGGAGAGCUUCUCCCAGGUCCCGGCGGAGGAGGGGGACAUGGAGUCCGAGUGGACCAUGUUCUCUGCCUCAAUCGCCGAUGCGGCGGCUCGUAGCUGUGGUCGCAAGGUCUCUGGUGCUGGUCCCGGCGGCAACCCCCGAACCCGGUGGUGGACACCGGCAGUAAGGGAUGCUGUCAGGCUGAAGAAGGAGUCCUAUCGAGCCAUGAUGGUUCGGGGGACUCCUGAGGCAGCUGUCCAGUACCGGCAGGCCAAGCGUGCCGCGGCCCGGGCUGUUGCAGAGGCAAAAACCCGGGACUGGGAGGAGUUCGGAGAGUCCAUGGAGCAUGACUAUCGGUCGGCCUCGAAGAGAUUCUGGCAAACCAUCCGGCGCCUCAGGAGGGCGAAGCAGUUCUUUGCCAACACCAUGUACGGUGCGGGUGGAGAGCUGCUGACCUCGACUGGGGAUAUUGUCGGGCGGUGGAAGGAAUACUUUGAGGUUCUCCUCAAUCCCCCCGUCACGUCCUCUGUUACAGAGGCAGAGGCUGAGGAUGUUGGGGCGGGUACAUCCAUCUCCCUGGCUGAGGUCACCAAGGUGGUUGGUAGCCUCCAUGGUGGCAAGGCUCCGGGUGUGGAUGAGAUCCGCCCUGAUUAUCUAAAGUCUCUGGAUGUUGCAGGACUGUCUUGGCUGACACGUCUCUGCAACAUCGCGUGGCGAUCGGGGGCAGUGCCAAUGGAGUGGCAGACCGGGGUGGUGGUCCCUCUCUACAAGAAGGGGGACCGGAGGGUGUGUUCCAAUUAUCGUGGGAUCACACUCCUCAGCCUCCCCGGUAAGGUCUACUCCAAGGUACUGGAAAGGAGGUUACGGCCGAUGGUCGAAUCUCGGAUCCAGGAGGAGCAGUGUGGUUUUCGUCCCGGUCGCGGAACACUGGACCAGCUCUAUACUCUCCAUCGGAUACUCGAGGGUUCAUGGGAGUUCGCCCAACCUGUCCACAUGUGCUUUGUGGAUUUGGAGAAGGCGUUCGACUGUGUUCCCCGGGAUGUCCUUUGGGGGGUUCUCCGGGAGUACGGGGUCGGAGGUCCUCUGCUGAGGGCCAUCCGAUCCCUGUAUGACCGGAACCAGAGCUGUGUUCGCAUUGCCGGCAGUAAGUCAGACCUGUUCCCGAAUAUCUAG
Molecule: messenger RNA, 2340 nt
Organism: Knipowitschia caucasica
Lineage: Eukaryota; Metazoa; Chordata; Actinopteri; Gobiiformes; Gobiidae
Source: the annotation of a GenBank genome assembly